Dermacentor silvarum is the source of this 12364-nucleotide messenger RNA. RefSeq names its product actin-binding protein IPP. The record is from RefSeq and is a predicted model, not a curated record. NCBI's taxonomy places the organism in Eukaryota, Metazoa, Arthropoda, Arachnida, Ixodida, Ixodidae. The transcript is spliced from 9 exons. The coding region runs from base 205 to 2070 and encodes 621 amino acids. Gene Ontology annotation, molecular function: protein binding.
UUUUUCACGCCUGCAUUGAGGUCCUGUCCCCGCCUAGCGGCCGUGCACAGAUUGUUUACAUUUUUUUUUGUGUGUGUCGUGUUUCCGUGAUGUGCGUAUCAGCUGUGCUUCCUUCCGUAUGACUAUUGUUGGUGUGUGGUUGUCAACUGCCUAGACCCAACUAGAUUUAUCCCCGGCGCUAACUAAAGACGAAGCAGGUUGGUGAUGCCGCCACCGUCGUCAACGAAUCUCUCGUGGCGGCCCAAGGGCCGUGGGAGCCGCCACCACCGCGACAGCGGCGGGAGUGGAGGCAGUGGUAGGAACACAGGAACUGGUGGCCAGCAGAGACUCUUCCGCAGCCGAGAGUACGGCUCGCGGGUGCUUGGCAGUCUGAGUGAACUGCGUGAGAGUGGCAUGUUGUGCGAUGUAACUCUGCGUGUGGGCGGCGAGGACUUUGCGCUGCACCGAGUGGUCCUUGCGGCCAGCUGCCCAUACUUUGCAGCUAUGUUCCACUCUGGCCUGGCGGAGGCAGAUCGCCGCAUGGUUGAGAUAAGGGGUGUGUCAGCGACCAUUACAGAUCAGCUGCUUGGGUUCAUAUACACCGGUGAGAUCCUGAUAACGCGGGACAACUGCCAGGACCUGCUUGCAGCUGCCAACAUGUUCAGGCUCGCAGAUGUGGUUCAGGCAUGCUGUGACUUCCUGCAGAGGGAGCUGCACCCUUCCAACUGUGUGGGUAUCUUUCGCUUCGCUGAAAUGCACGCAUGCACCAACCUGAAGCUGGAGGCCAAGCGCUUCAUUGAGAGGCGCUUCACCGAGGUCAUCAACGAGGAGGAGUUUUACGAGCUGCCCACGGAGACACUGCGCCACUUUCUGAAGAGCGAGGGGCUCAGCAUCGACAACGAGUUUCAGGUCUUCGAUGCCACCAUGAAGUGGAUCUUGCACAACGUGGAAGAGCGGCGCACGCUGUUUUUCGACGUGCUGGAAGCCAUCCGGUUCCCGGUAAUCUCGCGCAAGCAACUGGAGCAGUAUGCUGACACUUGCCCCGACAAAGAGCUGCACGAGGCUUUGCUCAAGUUGGUCCAGGACCUCAAGCCAGACCGGAGGCUCUGCAUCGAUGGAAAGAGCAGUCAGGUACAAGUGGUGGACGUGCAGCAGCAGCCACGCAUGUGUGCUCGCAAGAGUGUCUACAUCCUGGGCGGCUGUCAUCGGCAUGCGGGCAUGCGCUUUGGUGAAGGCUACAGCCUGGCCAGCGUCGAGCGCUUUGACCCUGCACGGGGACAGUGGGCGGGCUCACUCGCACCCAUGGCCCACCCGCGGUCGGGACCAGGGGCUGCGGCACUCAACCAGCUCGUCUAUGUCGCGGGUGGCGAGAGCGACUGCCUGAUCCUCGACAGUGCCGAAGUGUUCGACCCUGUGGCCAACCGCUGGGAUGCCAUCACGCCUAUGGUUCAGCCUCGCUGCAUGAUGGGGAUGUGUGCCUUGGAUGGCUUCCUUUAUGCUGUGGGAGGCUGGGUGGGUGCUGAGCUUGGUGACACCGUCGAGAAGUACGACCCUGAGUUGGACACAUGGCAGAUAAUCAGCCGGAUGACGAUUGGCCGCUAUGCCAUGGGUGUGCUUGCCCAUGAAGGACUUAUCUACGUCAUUGGUGGAUACAAUGACCUCAACUGCGAGCUUGCACUUGUUGAAUCGUACAACCCGGUCACCAAUGAGUGGCAGACACUGGCUCCGUUGCGGAAGCGUCGUGCCUACGUUGGUGUGGCAGUCUUGCACGACCACAUCUAUGCUGUUGGCGGCAGCAGUGAUAUUUCCUCUGCACUCAACUCAGUUGAGCGCUACUCCAUUGAAGAGAAUCGUUGGACGGAGCUCCCGCAAAUGAGUAUGGCACGUGUGGGUGCGUCCGUGGUGGGUGUCAAUGGCCGCCUUCAUGUGAUGGGUGGCCGACGUCCCUCAGGUUACGAGCGGCCCUUCGCGAUCGGUGGGCCCCCGCUCACGCUGGACACAGCUGAGACCUACGACCCAGAGGUCAGCAUGUGGUCCAAGGCAACACCCAUGCCACUCAGCCGUUGCUACGCUGCUGCCGUUGUCGUAUGAGCCCUGCCGCGAACGGUCGUCAGCGACCCAGCAAGAAACUAUGGACCUCACUUCAUUCUCAACUGUCUCCCUCACUGUCAUUUCCUUUUGUGUUGCUGUUCGCUUGUUUUGUUUGUUAUGCCAGCUUGUUAAUCAUGGUACAAGCAGUCUUUUCUGCUGAGCACUUCUGUUACAGACUUGUGCUUUUGCGAGUGUAUUUGUUUUGCUCUCUUUUUCUUCUACUCCAAAGCUUGGCAAGGGCUGAAAGCCUAGUUUACUCUCCCCACACAGCCAUUCACAAGAGCUUUUUGAAACGUGAGAGUCGUGAAAUAAGCUAAGUUCUCUUGCUGCUCAAGCAGGCAGCUGUUUGAUUCAAGGGGGAACACUUUGUGCACUUUAAUCCACCUACUGAUAUUGGUUGUGUUCAAAUCACCCCCCCCCCCCCCCCUCCCAGCGUCUUCUUCCUCAUGGUACAGUCAGCGACUGAUUUUCCGGACGGCCAAUUUUUCGGAGAAGCCCGAUAAUGCGGACGUCUUUGCGGAACCACCACCUACCCCAUAGAGUCAGUGUAUAAAAACGUCUGAAAUUUCGGAUGCAAAAACGUUUGCUGUUUGAUUUUCCGUACUUCUGCCGUGACCGCAAGUCUGAAACGGCAUUAAUCGAAGCCACCAUUUUGAUUAUCUCGCCGCCUCGAACUGGCACUCUCACACGCAGAUCAGCUGGCAACCGUAGCCACCACUGUGGCAGUGCUAAGCCUAGCUACUUCGAAGUUUGCUACCAAGUUUCUCGCUUUUCGGUGCCCAUGUUUUUCAUUGAAACAGUUCGCCACUGUUAGCAAUGGCGCCGACUUUGCCUAUGUAAUCCUCACCAGUGGCUUUGAAGCUCGGAAAGCACGGCGCGUUGCCUAAUGCCGGUUCCCGAAUGUCAGCUUUGCCUCAAUACAUCUGUUACGCGGUAAAGCAUACCAAGAGUGGGAAGGGGCAAUUGUCACGGGACACGGCAUGUAUUCCUUAAUUAUACACGCUUGCACCUGCCGUCUCCUGUCUCAAUUCGAGCACCGAUACGCCUAAUAAGUGUACUGGCAGGCCUUUAGAGCUAUUUCGGACGUGCCUGUGGCGAUUUGAGCCCUUGGGAGCAGUAAAAGGCAUGCAUUCAUUUCUUCGGACGUUUUUGCGGCCCCUAUGGAGUCCGAAAAAUCGGACGUUGACUGUAAUAGAAACCAAUCUCAAAUGCUAUGUUCUUGCGUACUUCAAGCACUGAAAGCAAUUGCGGGUGCUGGGAGAACGUCAUGGCAGCUAUGUUUUAAACAUAACCUAUUGUCUUGCGCAUGUUCAUGUGUUUCCUUGACGGGCAUUUGCCUCUGCAUUCUUGACCUGUAUGCUAAAACAGUAUCCUUGUCUUGAUUGAGGUGGUGCUGGUUGAAAAGUAGGCACAGAAUUUUGAAGUUGCUGGAAGAGUGUCUUGGUCAACCAGCACACCAACCAGUGUGCUGGUUGGUGGUUUCAUGCCAAAGCCUGAAAAGAAAGCUCACAAGACCUUUGGCAGAAUGAGUGUCUUGCAACUCUGAUGUGAAAGGCUUGAGCAGCAGCUGAUAUGCAAGCAGUGAAUACUGCAGCACACGGUCAUGUACGUGAAAAUAUGCGUAAAGAGAAAAAUCAGGAUAGAGAGUUUUAGUUUGUCCGGAAACAUAUUGAACUUCACUGAAAACCAAAUUACCAGAGACAUGAACUGCAGCAUCAGUGCUGGUAGCAACAUCUUCUGACGCUUUGUCAAACCAAAGUGCACACGACACAUUCUUGUGUUACAUGGGUGCUCUUUCUAAGAACAAUAAAAAAGGCCGCGUGUUAAUGAGUAAGUCGCUGCCUAAAAUUUACACCAGAAGUUGAGUAGAAUACACCUGGUUAGUGCAGUAAUAGCUGUGUCCUUGGUGGUUAAGCUCUGCGCCACCAGAUGGCGGCACCAACACUACCACUCACAUUUACAUCUAUUCUGCAGAGGGCAAUAUGUUUAUGGACAAGCUGAAACUUCCUAAUUAAACAUGUCCUGAGUAGUGAGAAACGCUUGUGCCAAAAGAAGCCCAUGUGUGGAAGCGACAUGUGGUGUGGUUGAAGUCGCUUGCACUUUUAAGACUGUGUUGUAGUGUUAUUGUGCGUGUAUUCUGAACUACUGGUUGUGCUUCAAAGGUUUGCUGGAAUUCAUAUGCCCAACACAGGUGCUUACAAAUGUGAAAUGCAGAGUGUUAAAUUCUUGCAGCUGAUUGUCACAUGUAUUUGUGUAUGGGUCUCACAUUUCCCAAGAGUUGACUGUGAGACAAUCGCUCAUGAACGAAAGCCACACCAGUGUUUCACAUGGACGUCUUAUCUUGAUGCUUCUUUUAAACAAAAUUGAAUGUAAAGCAGAACUACCCUUCAGCUGAAGUAGUCACAUUUCUUCAAUAACAUUCCACAGUGACUCUUAUAGUAUAAUUUUGCAAUGGGUAUUUCCUAUGCCUACUUGAAGGUGCAUUUCUCAAACAUUUUGUUCCAGGAAUGAUCGAAGAGUAGAAUUUGAUGCAGUGACUAAUUCAGUUGAGGGGCAGUGUUGUGCCCUCUGUGCUGGCGCAGAGGUGUUUGUAAAAAAACUCCUUGUCACGUGAACCGAUAAGGUGCUUUAUUUACAUGUAGUGUUAACCUUUCAAGGUGCAACGCCGCCUUCUGCUUUGAUAAGCUUAAGAGAAGUGUCAAGUUGGCAUGUUUGUGAAAAUGUGAGUUGGGCUCUGACAUGUUUUUCAGCAAAGUUAUUUGAAAAGCAGCCAGUGUGAUAGAGUGGGAUACCUGCUCUGAAGAGUGACUGCUUUGAAAGAUUGCAACAGAUUGUGUUAUCUUGUUUUGGGCUCCUGGCAAGACAGCAGUCGUGUGUGAGGGAAGGGGUUGAAACACCAUUCAGCAGGGGCCAUGUCUGAAAAUGCACAUCAUGCGGCGUACAUGACUAAUUCACAUUUAUAUCGACAUAGUUACAUAGUUUAUCUUUUUCUGGUGGCCAUUUUUCACUGUCUCACCACUGUUUCAAAGUUAUCACUCGGUGCUAGGUGCGUUUGCAUGUAUCCGAAAUUUCCAGAGUGAUAUAGCCGAUUCUACAGCAAAAGAGCCUUAUCCAAUCAGAUUGAGUGUGUGACACGAAUGGUGCCGUGCGUUAUGUCACCUGACUUCUUUCUGGCCUUCUUUCACAGUUUCUGCCUUAACAUCGAGUUUUUUUGUUUUUUUUCCUCUAACAGUCAACUAUGAAGUCUUGUGGGUGCCUUUUCCGCUUUCAGAAGCAUGGAUUUGGAAAGGUUGUGGUUUUUGACUUCUCUCAUGAGGAGUCUCUCAAAAUAGCACAACGUCUGAGUACCUUAAAAUGAAAAGCUUGUUUUCUACUUUUGAUUAUUUGUAUUAGGAAUAGUCAACAUCCAUUAGUUCAAGCUUGGCAGGGCAUUAGAGGUUGGCCCAAAUUAUCUUACAUUUGAAUUAAAAGAAACAUAAGGCACAAGCACCUUUCAAGAGCUUUGAAAGUUCAGCUAAAAGGUCUAAUUAACCUAAAAGUUUUGAAAUCGUGGAAAUGAACUGUGUUUGCUUCGAAGGCACAAGUCACCAACACAUUGUGCUGUCGCUGCUGUUUGUGCUUCGUUCAAAGUGGCCACCACUCAAUGGUGAAGUGAUAUAGGUGCGCAGACUUGAGCGGGCGGCACUCUCCAGUCAGUAUGUAGUGUGAUGGACCAAGCCCUAGAGUGUGCCAUGAUGCAGUUAGUCAAGAUCUAGAGCGAAGGUUUUUGCAAAUGGCUUUAUGCAGUGUAGGCGGAAGGUGCUUAAGCAAGUAUGCACCCAAUGAUUGAUUUAAAGAAUGGUGAAUAAUUGAUGAGUGCAUUACCCGGUGAGGUUUCUAGAAGGACAACAAGGUUGUAUACUGCGUUUGGCGAUUCAUGUGCUUGUUUUUACUGAUACUGUACAAAGUAUAUGAAUUCAGGUGAUGCUGAUAAAUGCAAGAAAUGCGUAUUUAGCUACUGGCAAAACCAGUUUUGGCAACUUCGCAAAAAAGCAAAAGAAAAAAAAACAAUAUUAUUAGACAAGAGUGCUUGCAUAUUGUGCAAUAAGAGAUGUGUUUUGAAUGUUCUGAACAGAAUGUUUUAAUCUUCCGUACUGUUGUAACCACAUCCAGAGAACAUUUUAACUUUCUCCUGAUGUUCUGUUAUGUACUCUUGUGGCAUGGUGGUGACCAUACGCCUAGUCUGUCUGUGUGAAUUUUGCUUGCUUCGAGGAAGCCGACUCGCCUUGUGAAAACUUUAGGCCUGCGAGUAAGGUGCUUUCCACUAUGUCACGUGACAAGGUUCCUGAUGUCACCACCCCGUGUGAACAAUCCCAUGUGACCUACAAGUAUACCUUGGUCUUUUAGUGUUUGAGAAACAUAUGGUUGAAUUCUGUUUGUGAGAUGUGGUUUUUAUCUCUGUCUUGAUCACCACUGUUAUCCUAGAAUUGUAAUGUGUGUUGGAACUAUGUUUCCAUCUCUGAUCUUCUUACUUUCAUUGCAAAAACGUCACCAGUGUGUUGAAUAAUAAUGUUGCUUUCAGGGUUGAUGCACUAUUUUGCUGGAUAGAUAACCAGCACUAACUGCCUCCUCUUGCUGCAAAAGCUUCUUCACCCAAGCAUUUUAUGUUUGAGCUCCCAAUUCAACAUCUGUUUGCCCUACGCUCUGUAAAAUCAUACGCCCUUUAGGAUGUAAUUUUGUCACAUGACAGUAAUCUUCAUAAAUCUUGCGUGCGCUUCCAUUAUUACUUAAAACUCUGUGCCUCCUAUUGGGAAUGUUUCAUAAGCUUUUUAAGCUUCUUAAGCUUCUCAAAGAGCUUCUGACAGGUAAAUAGCUAGUUGAUGCACAGUGGGAAAGGAAGAAAAUGCACAAAAGCUAAGAGUGAUGGUGAUUGUCAUGGGACUUAUUGUACUGUGCACCUUUUAGGGUGCAGUUGGUCACGCAAAGGAAUAAUUUGACAAAUUAGAGAAAGGAUAAAUCUCCACCUAAACAUGCAAUUUUCGGUGACAAAAUUACACCCUAGAGGGUGUAGUUUGUUGCAGUCUAAGGGUGUGCAAGUUUCGACGUAUUUUGCUAGUCUCUUUGUGAUGCUUUUUGCCAAGGCAAGGCAUAUAUCAAUGCAAACUAAAACAUGUGAUGGACUCCAAUAAUGUGUCUUGCUUUUCCCUUCUUGUGUAUUAUGCAGUGGGCAGCUUUCAUAGUUGAUUCUGUGUAUCUUAUAGUAGCAGCACUUUGUUCUGUUAGGCAGUGACUGCUAAUCUAAUGCCGUCUUCCUCAUACAUCCAAUCAAAGUGCUGGCUGCAGUUGAUAGUGGUCCGUUUCUGUUUUGUUGUUCUCUCUCUUGCCUUCUAUUUUCUUUUAUAUAUAUAUAUAUAUAUAUAUAUAUAUAUAUAUAUAUAUAUAUAUAUAUAUAAUUUCACAUAACUGUAGAUAUAUACACACAGUUAUGUGAAAUUUUCGUGAGCAUGCUUCAGAAGCAUUUAAGGUAUAACAGCUUGGUGACACUUGCUAAGAGAGCUAAAAACUUCUUCAGUACAUUUGUGUCUCCUUUUUUCUUUCAUUGGAACUUGACUUGUUUUGAAUGGGAGGUUUCAGACUUUGAAAUGACAAUACAGAAUUUCGUAUAAACAGGCUCACUGUAUCCAGACUAAGUUGUUGUGCACCCUACUUGCUUGUGUAUUUUGUCAUGUUUGUUGCUGCUCACAAAUGUGUAUGUACUUGUGAAAAAAAAAAAAAGAAAAAUGGAGUGGGGGGGGGGUUCUUAAAUGGUAGCUUUAGCUUGGAACACAGUUGGAAUCAAACAAGUGCUAUACCAGUUUGAAGUUUGUUGCAUUUAAGAGAAUACCUUCAAAUCUAGUAAGUACCGGGAGUGCUUUUUUUUAAAUAUUUGGGCCUUAAUGUUUUUUCGGAAAGGACUGAAAAUGAGAAACUUAAAAAGAAAGUGUUUAACACUCCUUAACUUUGCUGCAGAAACUGGUUUUGUAAUUAAACAAAGUGAGGCUAACAGACGCAUGAAGUGGUGCACUUUGUCAGUCUUUAGUAAAACUGUUAUUUGUUACACAAGAUUUGCUGAGGUCAUAGAUUUGCCCACUUUAGAGAGUCUGCCAGAUGCAUUUUAUUGCAGAGCUAAGGAUUUGUGCAAGCUGUAUGCUUCAAGCUCAUUUUUUUUUUUUCAUGUUUUGUUAUUUUGGAAGUUUUAAUAAUUUAAUCUUGAAUGAAAGAAAAUAUGCUGUCAACAUGCUAAAAUUCAGCCUUUUCUUUUUAAGUGCAAUAAAUGUAAUUCAAGCCUGUUCAGCAAUUGCCAGAUAUAAUCAAUUGUACAUUUCACAUGUGCAAAAGAGAGUUAGCUGGAGAUUUGGAGAUUCUGCUUAAGGUGCAUAAAUGGCCUUGGUGUAACUGCCAUGCAAGAUGGGUGCAGUUUGCAUACGCAUGAUCCCGGAAUUUAGAUGAAUACACAUGUGCACACACAUACACUAACAUACACACAUGCAUUUGGAUACAGUGCUACGACUUGUAAUUUUGUGUCACCUAACAAUCCCAAUGCCUGUAUCUGCAUUUCAAGUUCGUUUUGAUGGCUGCCACAUUCAUUCUGAAAUCUGGGACUUGCCGAGAUCUUGGUUGCGAUUAUGUAAUGGUUCGGAAAGUGAACCAUUCUCUUGCUUUUUCUUGAUUUGUCGAAAUUGUGCUUUUGUCAGCAAAAGCGUAAUUCUGACCAGUCAUGUGAGGGCAAGUGGACAAUUCGCUUUCUGAAACGUAUGAUUGGACCCCAUGUUGCAGUAUGCAGACUGUCCUUAGUAAAGCGAAUAUAUUGGAAUGAGUUCUCAUUUUUGUAUUUUUAACGGAAUGUAUUACCGUAAGGGUCAUAUAUGCUACAGAAUCUUCAAAAAAAAAAAAAAAGUGGUAGAUAGGGUCUUUUUUUUGUCUGUGUUUAUAUGUGGUACCGGUGAUUAUACUUGCAUUAUGUAAAUAGUAUAUAUGGUUUGUGGACUUCCAUGGGAGGUGAUCUCUUCUAAAACAAAAAAACAAAACAAAAAAAAAAGCUUUUAGUGCAACUUGAGAACCUGCACUACCAUUGUGCAGCUUAAGCGCUUUAUUUAGCCAGUAACUGUAUUAUGAUCAGUGUCUAGACUUUUAGGUACAGCAGCAUGGUUAUUCCUGAGUUUGUGUGAAUGGUUAGAAUAUUUGUGUUGUUGAACAUUGAGAUGUUAUUUUCGAUGUAGGGUAAUAUUUCUUUUCCUAUUUUAGCUGGUGUUUGAUAGUUUGCUGUAAUACUGUUGAACAACACAAUGCACUUUAUAUCCAUGGCAUUUCUCCUUGAUUCGCUCCUUCAGGAAAAUUAGCUGCAGAAAUAAAAGCGACAAGAAAGGCCGCACCACCAAAAGGCAUAGCAAGCAAAUGUAAAGCUAAAUGAGGCGAAGUAUUAAAAACCCAAAGACAAUUAAUGUUAGCAGGGAAGGGAGGGAAGAACUUCAGCUUUCGAUUAUGGCAACCUGGUUUGUGCUAAAAGGUAUGGCUCCUCUAGCUUUUGUUGGCGUAACAUUAACAAGUCCCAUUAGGGCCAUGGACAAAGAGAAUAAAUUACUGUAGUCCAUUAAGGGUAACUUUCUUUGCCGAAUUUUUUUUAUUGCAGAUUUCAAACCUUCAGACUGACAUAUUUCGAAAAAUAUUUACCGCAAUUUUUCUAGAGUGACCAUAAAGUGACAAAAAAAAAAUAUUUUCCGUACAUAAACAUGCAUUGUUAUUCAUGAAUACAGAUGGGCUUUCAUAAAUACUUAUAAUAAGAAUAAAAAUUAGGUACACCGAAAUAGAUAUAUAUCCUGAUUCGGGCACUUGGGUAGUAGUCAACAUCAGAGGAAAUGCCGCUCGACUCGCUAGCAGCAGGGACAACAAGCGUGCCAGCCCAUAGCGUAAUUGAACCAUGUAUGCGCACAAGCAAAAAAACUAUGGUGGUGCGACCCGUCGGAAAAACCAAACAAAUCAGAAACUUGCUGUAAUCCUUUGUUCCGUCGCCAACGAAGGGCAAUGAGAUUCUGCGAACCAAGUCUCGGGAAAACACAUGCAGGCAUGGCAGCAUCGUUUGCAUACGGCGGCAUCGUUUGUAUAUACCAGCACCUGUCUGUGAAUAGAUGUAAUUGCACCCCUGUAAGCAAGAGACAAGCAAGAAUCUAACGGUGACCCUUUGAGAGAUUAGAAACCAGAUAGACAUCAGUUUUUACGAGCGAAACGAACGGAAACAGCUUAUGAGGUGAAACCAAAGCUAACUACUGCGUGCAUCUCGCACGUGUGGAUGUAUAAGUGCUCGCUGAAAUUCCAGCGCAAGGAAGCCGUAGAAUGAAAACCAAGAGACUAGGAAGCAACAAAAAAAAUUAAAUUUUGUGUCCACACAGAGUGACAGCACUGGCUGGGCGACAGAGUUGAAAAAUUGGUGCGUUUUUCCAACAUGCAGACAGCACCACAAUUAUACAGCAUUGACCCUCUCAGGGUUAACCAGAAGCAAAAUAUACUGAGCUUAGAUUUAAUGCUGGCCAUGUAAAGGUUGCUUUAUGUUGAAAUUGUCGCAGUGAGGUCUUCCUCUUUGCUCUCGAUUGAAAAUGGAAACAAACAAACAAAACGCUGACAAUGUGUUUGUCUCCCAGUCUACAGCUAACACCUCUCAUUUUCUGCGCAACUCGAAGGCAGCAAAGUUGUAAAAGGAAACUCGCACCCCUCAGAAGCCCUAGGGCCACUUUGCAAAUACUUCAUUGGAUACACUGCAAUGCCUUCACUACAGUAAAACUUUGUUAUGUCCAGCUCUUUCUAGUGCAUUUCAACGGCCUGGUAGGACCGCGUUGCUGGCUGCUGUGACAUUUGAAAGUCGCCACACUGCCGCACACCACCGUCAGCUUUCAAUGCUUUCAACGCAUUCUUUGUGUAAGAAAAGUAGGCAGGAGGCUAUGUGAGUGGUGCUAAAUUUGCUGUGAAAAGUUGCCAUACAGCGAAAUCAAAGCAACAAAAUUGUAAUACAUUUUGUGAAAAUUUUGGAACACUACACAAAUAACAAGAUACAUGAAACUAGCACGUGCAUCUUAGAUGGUAAAUGAGGAUACUAUAAAGUAGAACAGUAGCUGUUUCAUUUUCACUGAAGUUGCAGUUAGAAAGCUCAGGUGUUCAGUUAACUAAUUUUACUUCGGCUUCAAGUUCGAUCUGUGUAACUGAAUGCUGUUUGUGCAACAUUGCUCUUUAUUUGUUUAUUCAAGCAAGGCUUGAAAACGGAAACGUGGGUCAGAAGGUUGAAUUGGCAAGUGGCAGCAUUGGUGAAAAACUGAUCAUGCUGGUCGUUAACUGAAGCGGGGCAGUUCUACUGCAUACAUUGUCAGACUUGCCAUCAGGCCACAUAUUGGAGCUCUGUAGGACUUGUUCUCCUUCCCUGCUAUGUGUUGAAAAAUGACAGCCGUGUCAUCACUCUCGUGAGCUUCGUAGUGUCAGACAUGCUGUAGGAGCGCUAAAAAAAGACCUGGUGAAAUACUUUACUUGCGCAUGGGCCUCAGAACAUUUGACAGACACUGUAUUGGUGGCACUUCCUGUCUGCAGCGCUGUGAAACAAAACCCACUGACAGAUCCUGUCACUUGUGGAGUGGCUUCAAAGCUUUCAGAGACUGUACUUGUGACAUCUUCUAUUUGCAGGGCCCUGCUACAAGACCUGAUGACGAAUCCCAUCCCUUGCAGAGUGGCUUAGAAACUUUUGACUGAGACUAUACAUGUGACACUUUUUUUUUUUUUUUGCAGGACCUUUUGUGUAAGAGUGCAUGUAGGGUGAAAUAUGUGAUUGCUGUUUUGUGCAUUUUUGCUGAUUGCUGCUGGAAAUAACCCUGUAGCAUAUAAUUUACUCUCUAAAUAAUUGGUUCCAAUUUCGGCAUAGUUCCAUGAAAGUGACUAACCAAAGUAACAUCUCAGCGUGAUUAGAAAUGGAUGGGCUAUGCUGGAAAUCGAUGAAAUGACAAACUGGCCAGUAAUAAAGGCCAUAACAAUCCACCGAGAAUAACUGAUGCUAUGAAACCAGUUGUGUGCAUCUUGUUUUUUUUUUUUGUGUGUGUGCUUGUUUUCAUUUUCUGCGAGCAGUGAACAUCUCUCGUGUGUCCUUGCAUCGUUGCAUUGAGAGAGACAAAUGUGGGUGAUCUUGCACUGCCUUUUGUGUGUGCUUGUAUAAGCGUAUUGUGAGAAAGAAAAAAGUACAAAAGCUAUACUGUAAAAAAAAUUAUAAAACAUAGUCUAAUAAAUGGUUUUUACAAAGCCCCAA